CAAACGACAGAUAUCAUAUGAGCAUGGAGAGUGCGCUGAAUGGCGCGCCGUUGAAGGGACUGGUGGAUGCGACGGAAAGAACUCCGUUGGUCGGAAAGGCUCAAGCGAUCAGCUCAUCAUUGAGCCCUUCAAGCUACAAGUCAUGCUCCUCACCAGCUGCAAGCUACCAGGCCCUCGUGGGCUCACCCUACCUCGACGCUCAACAGCCUGAAAAUUCACCGUCGCCCCCUGAAGGCGAGUGCAUUCUCUAUCUUGAUGACGGCCUUGAAUUGUCGAAAUCGCCGUCCCAGUUGACGACUGUCCAAAGUCUCUUCUUCGACUCAUGUCUCGCGGGGGAUGCGUUCCAAGCUCAGCGCUUGGUCGAAUCGGUCGCGGGCGACGACGAAUUGCGGUCGCUCGUCACGGUGGUCCAUCCAAAGUACCACAUGACAGUGUUGAUGGCGACAGCGUUUUACGACCAACCGCUUGUGAUGCGCUAUCUCCUGGAUUUGAAACUGUGUCGACAAGCCGUCAACGCGCAAGCCGGCGUCGAGCGGCACAAUGCGACUGCAUUGAUGCUCGUGCAGUCCGUGACAUGUGGGCUGAUGCUGCUACAAGCUGGCGCGUUCGUCCAUUCCCAAAACUCGACCGGCAUGACGCCAUUGCAUUACGCUGCCAGCGCCGGCCACGCCGGUCUCGUGAGUUUGUUGUUGACAAGAGGUGCAGACCCGAACGCCGUCGACCACCGCGGCGCCACCGCGCUCCACUGGGCAGUGUACGAGGGGUUCCAGUACACGGCGAUGCUGCUCGUGGGGCAAGGCACGGACAUGUCGGUGCAGGACACCCAGGGCCAGACGGCGCUCAUGAUUGCAGCCGCAUUAAACGAUGCGUUCUUGGUCAAGCAGCUGGUCCUGGAAGGCGCGCCGCUCAAGGCCAUGGACCGGAAGGGCCGCACGGCGCUGGUCAUUGCUACCCAAGCGUCGAAUCGCGAGUGUAUUCACGCGCUGACGUCGGGAUCGAGUGACAGAUGGAUCGCGACGAUGUCCCGAAAGGGCGCGACGGUCGUGUUCUUCUGGAUCGCUUUGGUCUCGACCACUGUGCUGUCGCUCCUGUUUGCUGUUCCGUGCAUGGCGUCUUUUCCAGUCGGAUUGGCUGGUGUGGUGCUGGCUCUGGGGGGGGUCACCUGCGUUUCGUACGUGUAUGUGUGGCUGGCCGACCCCGGCUUCGUGGCCCAGACAACGUCCCAGCCCGUGUACGAGCUACUAGCCGCCGACUCGGUGCCGUGUCCGAGCUGUGCGACGCUCAAACCGAUUCGAUCCAAACAUUGCGCCACAUGCAAACGCUGUGUCCAUCGCUUCGACCACCACUGCCCGUGGAUCAAUAACUGCGUGGGCCAGCACAACCAUCGGGGGUUUGUCGUGUUCCUGGCGUCGUUGUCGAGCCUGUGCCUGCUACUGGCGCUGAUUUCGCUGCUGGUUUUGACUGGCGUUGUCCCUCUGGUGCCGGCGGACUCGACGGCAGCCAUCUGGGAAGCGCAUUUGCCCCAUUUUCUCUACUCGAUACGACCGAGUCAGGCGGGAUACACGCUGCACCUGAUACACGUGUACAUUUUGGUCGUGGGGGUGGCAUUCGGGGGCCCAACCCUCGUCUUGCUUGGGUUGCAAGCGCGCAACAUUGCAGUGAACCUCACGACCAAUGAAAUGUUCAACAAGGCCAAGUACUCGUACUUGAAGGACAUGGACGACGAGUUUUACAACCCGUUUGACAAGGGCGUGGGGGCGAAUUGCCUUGCGUUUUGGCUGCGUCGCAACUAAUAAUAAUAUAUCUACAUGACUAGCAUGUCGUCUGUAUUUUGA
Molecule: messenger RNA, 1835 nt
Organism: Aphanomyces astaci
Lineage: Eukaryota; Oomycota; Saprolegniomycetes; Saprolegniales; Verrucalvaceae
Exons: 7
Coding region: 18-1793 (591 amino acids)
Biological process (GO): protein palmitoylation
Cellular component (GO): Golgi membrane
Molecular function (GO): palmitoyltransferase activity; protein binding
Source: RefSeq, a predicted model, not a curated record